Pyrenophora tritici-repentis Pt-1C-BFP is the source of this 927-nucleotide messenger RNA. Its product is annotated as ProP, Permease major facilitator superfamily. The record is from RefSeq and is a predicted model, not a curated record. NCBI's taxonomy places the organism in Eukaryota, Fungi, Ascomycota, Dothideomycetes, Pleosporales, Pleosporaceae. Gene Ontology annotation, cellular component: membrane.
AUGGCCUCAAUUCCUCAACUCAGUAUCUCAAGCACAGAUGUUCCACUCCUAUAUGAAGAAAAGGGGCAUCUCUCUCAAACACACCACUCCCCCUACAACCAAAAUCCAUCAUCACAGAACAAAGCACCGCCGCCUCUUUCCAAUACCCCCGAACCCACCUACCCCGAAGGCGGUCUCUUAGCAUGGUCCGUCGUCCUCGGCGCCUUCUCAGGUAUCAGCGCCUCAAUCGGCAUCUACAACUCGUCCGGAAUCUUCGAAGCCUACGUGUCCACGGAACUCCUCCCAGACUUGUCAAAAACCAGCAUCGGCUGGAUCUUCGGCAUCUACACCUUUGUGACAUGGUUCCUAGGCGUACAGAUUAGACCGACGGCGCUGAUGGUGGCGGAGAGAGUGUGUACGCUUUGGGGGAUUUUUGCGUUGAGUAGAUGUACGGAAUACUACCAAGCCCUCGCCUUCUCAAUCUUAAACGCAACCGGCUCCUCCCUCCUCGUUACCCCCGCAAACGCCUCAGUAGCCCACUGGUUCAACACCUGCCGCGGUCUCGCCAGCGGCGCAGCCUUCGUCGGCGGUAGCUUCGGCGGCGUCAUCUUCCCCCUCCUACUCCAAUCCCUCAUCCCGAAAAUCGCUUGUCCUUGGUCCCUCCGCGUACUCGGACUUAUCCUACUCCUCCUCUGCGACACCAGCGUCGUCCUGUGUCGGAGUCGACUCCCGCCUCGUAACGGUGCUGCAACGACGUGGCGCGAUACAUUAUCUAGUCAUCGCAGUUCUUGGGAUGGAACGGGUGCGAUGGCGGUGACAACGGUGGGCAUCGUGUUGACGGAUUUGGCGUAUUUUAUUCCGGUUACAUAUGUGCCGGGGUAUUAUUUUGCGCGGCAGGGUUUAGGUAGUGGGAUGGCGUUGACGGGGGAGGCGGCGUUUACAUAUUAG